AUGUCUCAAAAUCCUGUCGUCCCGAAUCUCGAAUACAUGUCUCUCGUUCGUGUCCAAUUGAAAUCUGACAUCCUAACGAAACUACUCGCUUUUGCGGCCUCGAGGAGCCCCAGCCGCCUUCAAUCCGAAGUCACUCCCGUUCCCGGUCGUUCCUUGAAAAAAAUCCGCGUUGUGCCUUCCGUUGUGAAGAACGCAUCGAAGUUCGUUCUGGAAGCCCAUAUGCUAGAGGAGAUAAGGCUCCUGGAACGGGAUGGGGUGAAGGUUGUGAUUGAGAAUAGUACUGAGGAGGCUUCAAGUUGGCCUCUGAGAAAUGUGGAGGGUUGGGACAAUCUGGAUUGA
Messenger RNA from Marasmius oreades (fairy-ring Marasmius), 339 nucleotides. RefSeq lists its product as uncharacterized. The coding region runs from base 1 to 339 and encodes 112 amino acids. The transcript has a single exon. Lineage: Eukaryota; Fungi; Basidiomycota; Agaricomycetes; Agaricales; Marasmiaceae. The record is from RefSeq and is a predicted model, not a curated record.